Molecule: messenger RNA, 5480 nt
Organism: Pleuronectes platessa (European plaice)
Lineage: Eukaryota; Metazoa; Chordata; Actinopteri; Pleuronectiformes; Pleuronectidae
Gene: mef2cb
Product: myocyte enhancer factor 2cb
Exons: 11
Coding region: 484-1950 (488 amino acids)
Biological process (GO): positive regulation of transcription by RNA polymerase II
Molecular function (GO): DNA-binding transcription factor activity, RNA polymerase II-specific; protein dimerization activity; RNA polymerase II cis-regulatory region sequence-specific DNA binding
Source: RefSeq, a predicted model, not a curated record
GAGAGAGAGAGAGAGAGAUAGAGCGAGAGAGAGAGAGAGAGAGAGAGUUUCCUCUGACAUUAUAGAGAGACUCCUACCACGCACUGUAGGUUACUUUUUUUUUCUCCCCCUCCCGGCGACGUCCUCCGCUAAGUUGCGCUCCUGGAUUUUAAGUGCGUCUUGGCGAAGUCCAUCCUCAUCCAGCAGCGGCGGCGAAACCCCUCCUGUCACUCGGCCGGAGCCAAACGACCGGCGCGGACCGGCGCUUGUUGUACCUCUCACUUCAACCCGGACACGAUUUCACGCACAAACAAAGUACAGAUGCUGGAAUCUUUGAGUUGAUUGGAACAAAUAGAAAGCAGGGAAGAAAAAAAACGACGAGAUAAAGGAAGAGUGAAGAAAGGGAAGGAGAAGAAGAAGACGAGAGAGAAAGAGGAAAAAAGAGAAGAGAGAAGAAAGCAUAAAGUUUUUUGAGAAAGAGGAGAGAGAAAAGAGACGGGGACGAUGGGGAGGAAAAAGAUUCAGAUCACGCGGAUUAUGGAUGAACGCAACAGACAGGUGACAUUUACAAAGCGAAAGUUUGGCCUGAUGAAGAAGGCGUACGAGCUGAGCGUGCUGUGCGACUGUGAGAUCGCCCUGAUCAUCUUCAACAGCACCAACAAGCUGUUCCAAUACGCCAGCACAGACAUGGACAAGGUUCUGCUGAAAUACACCGAGUACAACGAGCCCCACGAGAGCAGGACCAACUCUGAUAUUGUGGAGACAUUGAGAAAGAAGGGCCUAAACGGCUGUGACAGCCCAGACCCCGACGCAGACGACUCGGCUUUGAGCAAGAAGGAGAACAAAGGCGGCGAGAGCCCGGAGCUCGAGCCUGCUCUCACCCUCACCCCCCGCACUGAGGAGAAAUACAAACAGAUUAACGAGGAGUUUGAUCACAUGAUUAAAACUCAUAAGAUACCUGCCGUGCCCCCAUCAAGCUACGACAUGCCUGUGUCCAUUCCCGUCAACAACCAGAACAAUCUCAUUUACAGCCAUCCCGGUGGUUCCCUAGGCAACCACAACCUGUUGCCACUGGCACACCAUGGCCUACAGAGAAACAGCAUGUCUCCUGGAGUUACACACAGACCCCCCAGUGCAGGUGGCCUCAUGGGUGCUGACCUCACCACUGGCGCAGGCACCAGUGCUGGAAAUGGAUAUGGGAACCACCGCAACUCGCCUGGUCUGCUGGUCUCUCCGGGCGGCAUGAACAAGAACAUGCAGGCAAAGUCUCCCCCGCCCAUGAACUUGGGCAUGAACAAUCGCAAACCAGACCUACGUGUGCUCAUCCCUCCCGGCGCCAAGAACAACAUGCCCUCCAUCAACCAGAGAAUAAACAACUCUCAGUCGGCUCAGUCACUGGCCACCCCUGUGGUAUCAGUAGCAACUCCCACUCUACCAGGACAAGGCAUGGGUGGUUACCCGUCUGCCAUCUCUACUUCUUAUGGUACCGAGUAUUCCCUGAAUAGUGCAGAUCUGUCCUCCCUGACCGGCUUCAACAGCGGCAGCUCCCUUCACCUUGGCUCAAUGAGUGGGUGGCAACAGCAACACCUUCAGAACAUGCAGCAUUCAGCCCUCGGCCAGCUAGGAAACUGCUCUAACUCUCACUUAUGUCAGGGCUCAAAUCUCUCCCUGCCCUCUGCUCAAAGCCUGCACAUCAAGUCCGAACCGGUUUCUCCUCCCAGAGAUCGCACCAGCAGCACGGGGGGCUACGGCGGGGGGGUACCACCUCCCCACAACAACUCGUCCCGCCAGGACUCGGGACGCUCCCCAGUCGAUAGCCUGAGCAGCUGUAGCAGCUCCCACGAGGGCAGCGACCGCGACGAGCACAGGAAUGAGUUCCACUCACCUCUGGGACUGUCCCGGCCCGCCAUGGAUGAACGCGAGAGCCCCUCCAUCAAGCGGGUGCGCCUGUCAGAAGGAUGGGCGACAUGAUAGCCCUGUCCUAUCUCCCUUGCCCCGAGUUGCCCUGAGCCCCCCCCCCCCCCAUCCGACAACGCAUCGUCACAGAGCCCCCAAAGUCAGCUCCCUCCUCUUCUGCCUGUCACCUUACGUGACGAGUCACCCACCGCCCAACCCCAUGGCCCCGCCCCUUUUAUCUCUUCAACGCUGAAGGAAAGAGAAGGGACGACCCUUUUCAAAAAUCUGUUUGUAAUUUCUUUUCCCUUUUGUUUUCUUUUUGCUGAGUGUGUGUGAGUGUGUGUGUGUGUGUGUGCGUGUGUGUGUGCUAUACAUAUUGACAUUAUAUAUACCAGUGGGGUGUUGUAAUGGGGGGUUUGGGAGGGUGGGUGUUGAUUGGGAUAGGAUCAGGGGGGUAUUUUUGUUGGGGAACUAUGCAUAAAUUGUAUUGUGUGUGGAUAAAAAGAGUCACGUAUGCAUAUAUCUUUACACGUGUGUGUAUGUGUACAUAUAUGCAUAUCAACAAAUAAACAAAAAAAUAGUCAGGUACUCUGUUUCAUAAAACGUACGUACAAUUUGCCUCAGCGAUAUAUCAGUGAAUAGAGACGGAAAAAACAGAAAGAAAAAAAAAACAUUAACAUGAGUGUGAGUGUGUCCAGUGGAAAACACCUUAGCACUUGAGUUGGAGAGAAAAUACAUGUGUACAGUGUUGGUUUCAUUGCUAUAUACCUUCUCUGCAGUUCUCCCUUGCAAAAAUGUGUGUUACCAUUAGAUGAUGUCAUGUUGCAGGUUCAACGUAUUUAUGUAAAUAGAGGGUGACGGGGGGGGGAGGGGGGGGGACGGGCAGGGGUCGAGUUGCCAGACGUUACAAGGUUUAUUUACUCACUAAAUGAGGAGCUUUUAUGCAACAUUUGAAGGAUUGUACAGGUAAACAGACGAAUCGGAUGCUAAACGUGUGGAACCUUCGGCCAUUGCAGCGCUCCCCUUAAAGACAGGAGCUGCACGAGGACCACCCCAUUGAUCUAAGAGCUACGUUAGUGUAAUCAAGACAACUCUCGAUCUAGUAUUAACUAUUCAGUAUUAAUAAACAAAAAAAAAGAAGAAAAAUAAAAAACAAUUGUACGAUACACUUGCUUAUAUUUUCAUAUGAAAGGAAUACAAUGCAAAGCAUUUUUGUGGCUUUUUGUAGUUUCUAUAAGCCAGAAUGUGUUUUUGAUAGCUUUGCUAAUAAGAGAUGGAUAGUUCACCCGGAGGGGAGGAGACAGGGCCUCGGAGCCCUAAGCCAUGAAAAACAGACUGAGAUCCAAUGCUUUGCUGAACUGUUUUAUCUUUGUAGAGGUUUGUUUUUAAACGUGUAUUUCUAAUUAUAUAUAAUAAUGGUAAUAUUAAGAAUCUUUUAAAAAAAAAAAUCUGUGAAAUUAACAUGCUUGUGUAUAGCUUUCUAAUAUAUAAAUAUAUAUAAUAAUGAUUUUUUUUUUGGUUGGUUUCUUAGUGGAGUUUCUAUGUGCAGAUGCACAUUUUGUCUGGUUUGUUUAAUUUGAGCCCUGAGCAGUGCUGUUUUCGGGGGUGUACUUAUAGUCUAACCUUAACAAACCAGCCGGAGAGCGUGGCCAGAGUCUGUGUGACCGAGCAGAGUCGGACCUGAACGCUGACAUAACAACCUGUUAGUGGGAAAUGUCACGAGACUGGAACUGGGGAUGACAGAAUUGAACACUGACACACGAUGUACAUUAUUGUCACUCUGAUGAGGAGAUAUGACCGGGCCUCAGUCCACAUCCACAUUCAUUUUUAUGCAUCAGAUAUUUCAUUCGUAACAUUAAUUACCUAAUUCAAUAUAGUUAAUCUCAUCAGACAUGUUUCUGACAUUAUCGGUUUUCUUCUCCAGUGCGAUCUGAAGCGUGUGCUCAGGAUGUUGCACGAGCCCAGAGCCGAUCCGUACAAUUUUCUUUUUGAAUCAUCAUUUUUUUCCCCCGUAAUAUGAUUUUUGAAAGUGCAUUGUGAUUAAUUAUCCCCAAUCAUCGGUCUGUGUUGAUUCCUCAUGUUCCGCUCUUCAAAGCAGGGUUCCACAUCAUGUUCCCCCAUGUCACUGACGGCUCGGCUUCAGCCACACAGGGACACAUUGGUCACGCUGGUUUUGGGAAAAGCACAAUUGUUUAUUUUAGAUAAAAACAGCUGUUUUGAUUUUCUCUUUUUUUAAACAACAAAACUAGCCACACGUCUCUCCGCCUCCCACUCCCCUAUCUGCUGUCACUUAAGUGUUAUGAUAUUUCUGUGUGCAUAAUUCAUGCAGGUUCACUUUGUUGUUACUGUAUACAGUCUGUGUAGUCGAAAAGGGGCAGAGCCUCUAUAACGGUGUUCUCUCUCUCUCUUCUCUCUCUCUCUCUCUUUUUUUAAAUUCAAUUCAAAAAGGCUGAGAAAAAAAUAUUCAUAUAUAUAAACAUGAUGUUUCAGGCAGCAUAAGUGUGGAGAAACCAAAGCCAGUGGCAUUUAUUUUUUUUGUGUUGUAAACUCAACUUUUAUUUUCACAUUCAUUUAUGGUUUUUUGCAAGCAUUGAAACAACACAAUAAAAAGAAUUUGCUCAAAUGUACAAUUGGUUUCACAUUUCAAUUUCAGUCAAAUGUAGCGUUCAGUUGUCUUUUACCAAACCACAGUGUUUUACCUGUUCUGUUGCUCAUUCGUCUCCCUGUGCAUUGCAUUGGACGCUUUAUACAGAAAAGGAAAUAUUGUAUCUGCAAUUUUUAUUCACUUUAAAUCCACUGAGUCGUUUAGGCCUGGUGGUGUGAAACGCUUGUGUGAUCAAAACACAUUCACACACUUAUUAUCGUUGAAUUAAUGCAAACAUGUCCUGCUUGUUGUGUCGUUUUGACAUUAAUUCAAACCAAAGACAUGGAGAAAACUUGUCUUUAUAUCUUCUGUUCUGUUUCUUUUUGUGUUUUGUUCAAAAUCGGAAGCCAUUCUUUUCCAUCAUCUGUUGAUCAGUUGUUCUCUGUCGUUCUGUUAUUGCAGACUAAAUGUUGGUACCUCAAAUUUGACCCAGGCAGUACCUCAGCUGAUGUUUUUGAUAAGUCACCUGCAGUGCAAAGGGGAGACCAUACACCUGUACAGCCAUGUGUAGUGACAUACCAUUGCUUAAGGUCCCAGUAUUCACACGGGAUUCUCUGUUGCUCCAUCGUGUUUGUGGUUUAUUUAAGUUGUAUUCAGAAGCUGAAAAGGAUUUUUUUGUUUUGUUUUAAAUGAGUAACAUGUUAAAAUGCUUUAAAAAAAAAAAAAGUCAGUCUGUAGUAUCAAUGUAGCUUGUAUAAACCUGAAAAUGGGGGAGGUUUGGAACUAAUGUUUUCUGGAAACGCAAGAGCGGCUUUCAGCGGCAAAAGCUGGCCUUUGUCGCCACUUAAGACUAAGAUGGUAUUAAAUUAAAUCCACAUCUCUGUAACUCAAGGGACUUGAUUCAGCUGUAUGUAGUGAACACGUAUGGGCGAUGAAAUAAAAGUCUCCUCUGCUGGAGGGAAAGGCUAUUUGUAUUUUGCAGCGAUUUCAGUAAAGUUACUGGCUUUCUUAGUUAUCCUGA